Molecule: messenger RNA, 517 nt
Organism: Protobothrops mucrosquamatus (brown spotted pit viper)
Lineage: Eukaryota; Metazoa; Chordata; Lepidosauria; Squamata; Viperidae
Product: UV-stimulated scaffold protein A-like
Exons: 5
Biological process (GO): transcription-coupled nucleotide-excision repair; response to UV
Cellular component (GO): chromosome
Molecular function (GO): RNA polymerase II complex binding
Source: RefSeq, a predicted model, not a curated record
AUGGAGGAAGAGCUGGAUCCAACCUCUGCUGCAGCCACGUGGAAAGUUAUCCGAGAUAAACUGCCCAGACUGCCAAAUGCAGAGGACAAGUCAAGCAGUAAACAACAACCUAAGAAGAAACAGCUUCUUGGAGGAGAAAAAGCCAAAGCACCUCUGGUGCCUUUUGGGAUCGACCUGUUCUACUGGGGCCAGGAGCAGCCAACAUCUGGAAAGAUCCUCAGGUUUUCUUCUCAGCAUCGUUUCUGGGCACCGAGCGAAGUCGAUGAAGAAGUAGAAAACAAAGAGCUCUCGGAGAUGCUCAAAAGUCGGUACAUCACCUACGCUGGCAAAUUUGAACCCGUGACACACAAGUGCCGGGCCCCGAUGCCCAACGGAAGCCUUUGCGAAAGGCAGGAUAGGUUUAAGUGCCCUUUUCACGGAAAAAUAGUUCCUCGCGAUGAAUCCGGGAACCCGCUCAGUCAAGAGGACAGAGAGAGAGAAGCGAAGGAGCAGUUUGAGAAGAAAGAACGGCAGCCAG